This is a messenger RNA of Diversispora eburnea, 1245 nucleotides long. NCBI's taxonomy places the organism in Eukaryota, Fungi, Glomeromycota, Glomeromycetes, Diversisporales, Diversisporaceae. The record is from the annotation of a GenBank genome assembly.
AUGUAUUCUAUUAAAAAGCGGAGGGGAAGGCCACCUACCACGACCGUGAGCAAGUUCCGCUCAGCAUUUGCGGUUUGUCCGAUAUUACCGACAUAUAUUCAAGACUUCUCGGAAUCGUUUGUUCCACAGAAACUUUUUCCUGACGUUUGGACGGCGCGAUCUACAAAACGAAAGAAAGUUGCGACUAAUGGAUCAACAGAUUCCCCUCGUUUAAGAGUAACCAUACGUGAUAAAAACGAAAACAAACUUAAUAUUCAUGUGAAACCACCGCGGAGAAGAAAACCUAUUCCAUUAGAUCAAAAAGAGGAAUGGAAUCUUUUAAUCAAAUUAGAGAAUGCAUCAAAGUCUUUAUCACCAAAAGCCAUUAGAUUAAAAAGAAAAUUGCAUUUAAGAAGACUUAAACGUGGAUUGGGAACAAAAGUCUUUGAUAUUGAUAUAGCAGUUUCUGAACAUAUGAGAUCUUCGGUACCAUUAGAAAUUAUGUCAAAAUUUCAUGAAGAACCUUUGGAAACGAAAAAACAGGUUAAAAAUACUGAAGAUAAUAAAGAAAAAGAAAAAGAUUGUGAUAUUACAGAACAAAUUAACAAACAGGUCACAUGUACUCCAUAUAAGAAUUCAUUUGCAUCAAGAUUAUAUGGCAAUCCCCGUUUGGCCAAUACCUUAACUGCUGAGGAGGCUUGGACUAGCCCUUUACAAAGGAAAUUGAGACCUUAUAUUCGAAGAGAUUACGAAACUAUGCCACCGAAAUUACGUUUAUUACAAGAUAUAGUUAAAUAUGCUCAUAGAAAUGAUCACGAUUGGUUACCACCACCCUCUAGUCCCAUUGAUUAUUGUUAUCUUCAAAAAGAACAUUUGAAUCAAGUUAACGAUUUACUUCAAAGAUGCUUCUGGCCAAGCAUUGAUAUUUCCGAGAACCUCCUUUUUCCGGAUUUUAGUGUUGUUGCAAUGUAUAAGCGAUUGAUAAUUGGAUGUGGAUUUAUGACACCGGAAGCUUAUAUUACUUAUGUUGCUGUUGCACCUGGAUGGCAGAAAUCAGGGAUAGGACAAUUUAUGUUAUAUCACUUAAUUCAGACAAACAUGGGAAAAGAUGUCAUGCUUCAUGUUUCUGCAAAUAAUCCAGCUAUGAUUCUUUACCAAAAGUUUGGUUUUAAACCGGAAGAAUUUAUUGUAAACUUUUAUGAUAAAUACUUACCUGACGGAAGUUUAGAAUGCAAAAAUGCAUUCUUUGUAAGAUUAAGAAGAUAG